UGAAUUAGUGUAACUAAUAAUGUCGUAUUUAAUCACUUACAUCACUUACCAGUGCCAUUUUGCUAUGAUUUUGAAUGCCAGACUUACUUUUUUUUUCCCACAUCGUAGUAUUUCUAUUUUUGUGCUUUUGGUAUCCGUCACUAAUUAGGCAGCUGGGGGCGCGCGCGGACUCAUUGAAAAAAGGAGCGCGCUCUCGGAGACGGGUGCGCGCGAAGCGGUGUGCAGAUGUGUCGCAGAUUUUGUAAAGUCACUGGACGCACGGAGAGAGCCAGCUGGAGGAAGUCGCUCCGGGCAAAUGGGCCCCUAAACUGUCAGGAAAACAAAACGACUACGGAAGAAACGGGUGGAAGAGGACAGAACCGAGGGACCGCCGUCACAACCCGUUAACGUUAGCUUGGUUUGCAAAGGAAAAAGACGUUACUUUGACAGUUAAAAGCCAAGGGACGGCGGCGUGCACAGAGAUGGAGCUGUCAGCGAUUGGAGAGCAAGUGUUUGCUGUGGAAUCAAUCGUCAAGAAAAGAGUUAGGAAGGGGAAUGUGGAGUAUCUGUUAAAGUGGAAAGGAUGGCCUCCAAAGUAUAGCACAUGGGAGCCUGAGGAACACAUUCUGGACCAGCGCUUGGUGCAGGCCUAUGAAGAGAAAGAGCAGAGAGAGAAAACUUUGGGGCACAGGAGAAAAGGACCCAAAGGCAAAAGACUCAUUCUGCAGGAUACCGUCUAUACCAUGGAUCUCCGCAGCGCCCACAAGACUCCAGAGCAACCUGGGCCUCGCCUGCGUCUCUCCCUGACGCGCUCUCUGCUCCCCGGUGACGAAGAGGGUCAGUCGUACGGCGCCUGCAGGCACGAGCCGCAACUGGCACAUCCAGGAAGCAGACCCAGCAGGUCACAGUUCAUGUGCCUGGACUCAAACCCUCCAAGUCCCACACAGGAGGACUGGGAAGGCCGGGGGGAGGACGAAGAGGAGGAGGAGGACAAUGUAGAAAGUGAAGAGGAUGGAGAGGAGGAGGAGGAAGAGAAAGAGGAGGCUCUAAAGGAGUCAUCAGAGAAGAGUGGAGGCACUUUAAAUGGACAGGAGAGGACAGACGGGUGGAGCUCCGCCCUCGGACCAGACGGUCUCACUGCAUCAGAGAAGCCGGACGACGCCUGGAGGCCCAUCGUCCGCCCAGGGGACGUGACCGUCACAGACGUCACCCUCAACUCCCUCACGGUGACAUUCCGAGAGUCGAGAGUAGCCAAAGGCUUCUUCAGAGACUGGGGGCCUGGAGGUCUGAUAUGUGAUGUCUGAGUAGGUCGGUAGGGAGGGAAACGGAGCCGCUGGUGUAAUCACAGUGGUGAUUUUUUAUCUCCCCUCGCUCUGUUCUUCCCCUUCCCCGCUACUUCCAGCCUGGUCAGUGGUACGUUUACAUGCACAGAGUCACCAGAGCUGAACUCCAGUUAAUGUUACGUUUAGGUCAAGCUAGUCACCUUUUUGAUAUGGUAGGACUGCGUUAACAUGACGCGCCAAACGGUCUGUUAACAACACAGAACAAUUUGAGAGGCCGUCAUUAGAAACUUUGGGAAAAGUGCAGGCACUUAAAAAAAUAAAAAAUACCAGGCAGGUGAUUGGAUGAACCAUCUGUCUAUCACGUCCACCACUGCUGUUUUGAAUGAACAGUCACACACACCUAAACCACGCCCGUGGCUGCCAGUAGCUCCUCACGGGACGCUGAUUGGUUUGGGUCCACUGCUGUUGGUUCACAAAGGCAAUUACUUGAAGCUUCUAAAUAAGAAGAGAAAACUAGCUAGUUGAAACAGAGACCCAACCUAAACGUGGGGAUGAGGUAAAACCUUACUAAAUAUUGGGAGUAAUUCAGUUUUGACUUGUUUGGAUCUAGAGCAAAGAGUGUGAGCCAAUGUCGCCAGGCUGAUUGAGGUGCAAUCACUGGCACUGGAGGACCAAAUGUGAGCGAGCUGCAGCCAAUAUAUGACUGCCAGAUUUAGGUAGAUUUCGGGGAUGGGGAUGCACAAUGGCUGAGAAUCAGUUCCAGUUAGCAGUAACUGGGCUUGCUGAGGGCCAUUGUUGGCCCUGAAAUCUUGAUGUGAAACAUGUGACUAAGUGACAUGUCCUUAUUGGUUAAAAUGUGCCGUUAUAUGUUUAUGAUCUUUUAUAUGUCCUGGGUACCUUUUUUAAAGCAGUCAACAGAAUGGGCCUCAGACAUGAAAAUGUCCAUGUUCUUAUCUCCUCUGGUGCUUUUAUUUUGUGACUCUUAACAAUUUUUCCACAUCAGAUUGAGCAAAAGUAUCAAGCUUCUAUUUGUACAUUCCCCCCAAAAAAGUAAACGGUAACUACAGCCAUCAAAUAAAUGAAGCGGUUAAAGAGUAUAAUGUAGCCCAAAAAAAAAAGAGUCAAGUACAGGUUAUGUAACGCGUGUAAUCGUGAAGAAAAAGGAAGAAGAAGAGUUCUCUGUGCAUGUAAACUGCUUUCAGUCUCUCUUCCAUACUAAGCUAACCGUUCAGCUCUGGACUCCCCCGUAUUGUACAUACUCCAACAGUGAGGUGGCCAUAGCUGUCAAUCCCAUACUAACGUGCAAUGCUGUACCUGUAACCUGUGAACACAUAGACUGUUACUACUGUAACACGUGGCUUAGUCUGGUAUGCGUUUCGAAAUGAUUUGAUCCGCCUGCAUGCCUUUCUCCUCCACUACGGUCCCAUCGAUGCAACGACUGUUUACCUAGCACGUUCAUCUCGAUGGCAUACAACACAGCAUACAAGUGAUGACUGAGUGUUAUACCAAAAUGAAGAAACUAGAUUAGACUUGAUAACAGAAUGUAGAAUGCAGUUGCACUGUAUUUACUGUCAUCGUGAGGGUUUAUGUGUCCAGCAGAAGCCUCUUUGUAGAAUUUGACCGACACACCUAGUUUACGUGACAAAACAAGUACCAAGAGGUUACUUCCAAGCGUGUUUGAUCUGUCACAGCUAACAAUGUGUCAAUUUCAUUUAUUUAUUAAAGGUGCAGUAGGUAAGCCUUAUAAAACUAACUUUCUGUCAUAUUUG
Molecule: messenger RNA, 3031 nt
Organism: Perca flavescens (yellow perch)
Lineage: Eukaryota; Metazoa; Chordata; Actinopteri; Perciformes; Percidae
Gene: cbx7b
Product: chromobox homolog 7b
Exons: 6
Coding region: 462-1283 (273 amino acids)
Biological process (GO): negative regulation of transcription by RNA polymerase II
Cellular component (GO): PRC1 complex
Source: RefSeq, a predicted model, not a curated record